Messenger RNA from Pelagomonas calceolata, 1899 nucleotides. The record is from the annotation of a GenBank genome assembly. Lineage: Eukaryota; Pelagophyceae; Pelagomonadales; Pelagomonadaceae.
GCUCGAGGCUCUCCCGGCGCGAGGCAAAAGCAAAGCUAACACAAGGCACUUCGUGCACGCGGGCAGCCUUAGAAAGGUCGGGCCAGCCCUCGCGCACCGCGCAGUCCCGCGGGAGCUGCGACGCCGCCGGCGCGGCCUCCAAGAGGCAGCCCUCACCCAGGAGCAACACGCAACAACCAUGUUUUCGGUCGACACCGUGACCCGCUUCCCCGACCAGACGGGCAACGAGGUGCUCGGCCCCGGAAGCUACAACCCGGGAGAAUAUGGUGGUUUUGGCAAUGCCAAGCCGACCACUGCGGGCUUCGGCCACGCCCAGCGCGUCUUUUCUGGGAAUUCCGCGUUGCUCGACGGCCCCUCGCCGGCAGAAUACGUGGUCAAGGACGACCGCAUGUGCUCCAAUGUACCUAUACAAGCGGCUUCGGGACCGAUGCGGUCCAAGACCGCGGGCCGCCAGGACAAAAGACGCAUAGAAGACACGCCGGGACCGGGCGCUUAUCUCAGGAUGGACGUCGACUUCAAGCGGAGGCCCCAGGCGCCGCCGCCGCCUCCAGCGGUCUCCUGGGAAAGGGUGCCGACCGCACCGUCCAUACCAGGGCACCACCAGAGUUUUGGGUACGAGGAAGGGCCUGAUGGGGAGCUCGUCCAGCAGAUGCGCGUCGACGAGGGCUACGACGGGACCAAGAUGUCCAUGCCCGGUCCCAGUGACUAUAGACCGAGACAUGUGAAAGGUGCGCAUGUGCCCAAAGCUGAUUUAGCCCGUACGAGCGGCCACUCGACGUUCGAGCGGCCGGUCGAGAUCGUCCCACCGUUCAACCCCUACGAACACCCGAAGCCGACGGAAUACGUCCAAAGACCAAAUUCUCCCGGGACGCGCGACGGCAAACCGCGGAAAUCCGCGGCCUUUGCGAGCGGCGUCGGUCGUAAUUCUAUCGAUGGCGACCUCGGCGCGGGCCUGAAGAAGCCCUCUCCAGGCCCAGGAAGCUAUGAGAUCGCCGCGUCGGAUGCCUCCCAGGCGCCGGGCCGGAAGGGCACCUACUUCUCGCACGGCGGUUCGCGCUUCGACAACUCGUUCUCCGGUGGGAGAUACACAUCACCAGGACCGGGCCAGUACGUAGGACAAUCAAAUGCAUUUGAACAACGGACGCGGAGACGUUCUCGUCAUUUAGGACCCGCGAGAACGGGCUUUGGCUGCGGAGGUCGCACGGACUGGACGCGAGGGAGCCACGGGGCCGGCCCUGGAGCUUACGAGCCGGCGAACGGUGUGAUCGACGAGAUGCGGCGACGCGUGUCGUCCAGGACCGGUGCGUUUGGCACGUCCCAAACUAGAUUUCAAGUGGCCAAAGAGCGAAAACGAGACGUGCCCGACGUGCACGGCCGUUCAGUGGUCGAGAUUCCUGGGCAUCGCAAGCGGGGCCCCUCGCUCGGUCUGUGGUUCCGGGGCCAACCUCGACAGAUGAAGGGCCCGUUACCGAAGCAGUGCCGCCAAUGUACGGCCGCGUUUGCUUCCGGUGCGCCUCGCGGGCUCGACUAUGGGAGGGAUGGACCCGCACCCACAGCUUAUAAUGUGAAGGGCAUCGACUGGAACGCUUCUGGUACGGCCAAGCUCCAUGGCGGCGGUCGCAGGAAAGAUCGCGACAAUGGCGUUCCUGGACCAGGAUCAUUUAACUUGGCCCACGACUACCACAUCGAGCCGAACCGCAAGCGGGUCAUGGUCGUCUCGGCGGAGCGGUUCGGGCCGGGCGGGCCGCUCUACCAGCAUCCAGACGUCCCGGACGAGCCCGGUCCGGGCAAUUACGACUACGAGAUGCCGUUUGGCAACUUAUUGAAGCCGACCUACAACGUGGCGAUUGCGGAGCAGUGCCGGGAGCUGGUGUUCUAGGGGCCUAAGUUUCUUACGAC